UAUUUUUCUAGAACGGCUGUACGGGUGUGGAUCAGGCGCUCUCUCGUUUCCCUCCCUUUGUGCAGCAUCUAUCCUGGAGGCCACGUAAUAGCUAUCGCCCAAAGAAAACUCCGAAUCGCGGUUGUUCGCGUGUGCCACCAUGCAGCGGCAUUCGCUGCCCAAAGACCGGGAGACUUUAAGCAGCAGAUCGCGGGGCCUGCGGUGGGAGAGCUGCGUGCCGGCCCCGGCGUGAUUAGGGGGCCAGCACGGCGACCCGCGACUGCAGCCGGGAUUUAAGGCCACUGGUUCCUUCGCAGCCAGGCCGGGACGGCGCUCGAGGGGCCGCCAGGUCGGGAGCCUGGGCGCGCGGCAGGAAGGACGCCCGCUGCGAGCGCUGCCCGAACUGGCGACGCUCCGGGCACGCGGGCGCCCCUCCCCGCGCCCCGGCCCCGGCCCCGGCCCGCGCCUGCGGAGGGAGGGAGGCGGCCGCGCGGAGAAGGGGCUUUGCUAAUUGCCGAAGCAGGAAGUGAGCACGCGGAGGACGCUGCGGAGAGUCUGGGAGGAGGUGGAAGAGGAGGAGGAGGAGGAGGAGGGGCGCGCAGAGCCGCGGUGGUGAGCUCCGGGCGCGUCGGCACGGCAGGACCUGCCAUCCCUGCCCUCCCGCUCUCCAACCCCGUCCCCGAGGCCGCGCAGCCCCCUUGGGCGCUCGUCUGCCCUACCCCGCCCCAUGGCUUUCCCGGACGACCCUCUGCGCGCAGAUCAUAUGGCAAAGGAGCCAGUGGAAGACACGGACCCUAGCACUUUAUCCUUUAACGUGUCAGACAAAUACCCCAUUCAAGAUACAGGACUCCCUAAAGCUGAGGAAUGUGAUCCAAUCACUUUGAACGGCCCAACAAAUUCUGAUGCGCCACAUGAGGGAGAAGAAAACGGCUUUCCAGACAGUACUGGAGAACCCCUUUCAGAUAUAAGCAGAGGCGAGUCCUGCAAGGAGGACUGCACCUGUCCCGCCUGCUCGCUCCGGGCCCCCACCAUAAGUGACUUACUCAAUGAUCAGGACUUACUAGACGUCAUCAGGAUAAAGCUGGAUCCGUAUCACCCGACAGUAAAAAACUGGAGGAAUUUUGCAAGCAAGUGGGGCAUGCCCUAUGACGAACUGUGUUUCCUGGAGCAGAGGCCUCAGAGCCCCACCUUGGAGUUCUUGCUCCGGAACAGUCAGAGGCCGGUGGGCCAGCUGAUGGAGCUCUGCAGGCUCUACCACAGGGCCGACGUGGAGAAGGUCCUGCACAGGUGGGUGGAUGAGGAGUGGCCCAAGAGGGGGCGUGGAGACCACCCCAGGAACUUCUAGACCUCUCUGCUUCCCGCUGGCCUCUUUGGACAUCGAAACAGCCACAGGUUAAGGAGGAAUGUGGAUCUGUUCUUUCUUAAGGGUUUAGGAUGAGGACACAUGACAGUGGACAUUGGUUUUCCCCAAAGCUGGUGGUUUUUUUUUUGGAGGGGUAGGUUGUGUUUUGGUGGUGGAUUUUUGUUUGUUUAGUUUUGCACAUCUGUUUUAAUUUAACAUUUGAAUCUGGAAUUGGGAAAAAUACUUUGUAGACUCACAUCGGGACCAGGGCCAAAGACUACAAUCAGAAUGGACUCAUGCCAUGAUGAAAAUAAAAUUAUCCUCUCCCUUAAAUACUGUGGAAGAUUGAAAUAAGAACUAAGAUCGUUGAUGGCCCCAGUUGAUCAUCAUCCAUAGGAUCCUUCAUGCUGGACGGGACGCCCACAGCUUAGAGGAAAGCGUAAGGGACAUUAAAACCUUGGUUUGCGAGUAUAAUUCGUGCCGGAAACAUGCUUGUAAUCCAAAGCACUUGUCUGUCAAAGCGAAUUUCAAGAACCAUUGGCUCAGUUGUGACCAUGUGACAUUCAGUGUCACGUACGACUCGUAUGGCAAGACAUCGCUCGUUUCUCAAGUUAAAAUUUAUUAGAAGCAUUUGCUCGUCUCGCAGGACACUAGCAGAGCGAGUUACUCACAAUCCAAGGUUUUACUGUACUUAGGUGAAGUAGCAGGAUAUUGGUAUUAUGGGGCCAUGCCUUCAGACCACGUGUGCCAUCUUUUUUAUUCAAAUACUUUUGUCAUCCGUGCACUGUCAAAAAUGUCAUCUGCUCAAGUAUUUUUGCAAGAAAUAAAAAAUAGUGGUUUGGGGAGGAAAGAGUCAGGAAUCAGGACGGAGAAUAAGGACCUUAGGAAAGUGUUUCACAAAGAGAGUACACAGAAUGCCCUUUGUUACCCAAGACUUUUUAAAAAUUAACUUAAUAUGUACUUUUCCAUCUUUUGUGUAAGGCUGAGUGUUUUCACCCAUGAGAUCAAGCUUCGUUAAGAAACAAAUAAAACUCACCAGGCCCAACUUUGGAAUGUAACCACUUCUAGUACCUACUGUCCCAGCUGGAUACAGGGUCACGAACAAACACUACACAGAGGUUUAGCCAAGAAUGGGGAAUCUUUCAUGCUGACGCUGGGGCAGGAGAUCGGCAUUAAAAUCCAACUUUUAAAAGAUUUCAAACCGAAUGAAAAAUUGGUUCCAAAGAAUAUCUGAUGUUCUUAGAUGGUUUUAGGGGGAGGUAAAGUGUGGUUGAUAGAAGGGUUUGCUGCUGGAAAGAUGGGAGGAAAAAGCCCUUUCCCUCCUGCCAUCUCCCCCCUUCCCCCUCCCCCCUCUAGGUCUCCACUGUCUCCAAAUGGAGACAGAAAAGAGCAGGUGGUCCUCCACCCCCAACGCCAGCCAUCGUUCCCACAGCGGGAGGAUGAGAAGGUUCCCUUAUUCCCAGAGACUCCCUCCACCCCCAGUGACACAAGAGAGAGGUACAGCACCAGAAGAAAGGGCAACCUGGUGGAGGAGAGGAUUGGAAUAACAACACCCCCACCAAGGCGCCCUCCCUUCCCUGCUGCGCCAUCUCCCCUGGUCUUCCCCGUCACCCCCCCCCUCCCCCCCCCAGUUCCCAGCUCAGUGGAUACUCUGCUCUAUUGAAACCCAUGGCACAUCACAUACCACCCUCGGUGGCUUGGAGCAGUAGCUGGGGGACGUGGCCUUCUAAAUUUCCAUUCAGUAGGGUCACAGCUGCAAAUUUCACAAAAAAAUUUAAGUUUGGGCCGCCUGGGUGGCUCAGUCGGUUGAGCAUCUGUUGGCUCAGGUCAGGAUCUCAUGAUUCAUGAGUUCGAGCCCCACAUCGGGCUCACUGCUGUCAGCACGGAGCCUGCUUUGGAUCCUCUGUCCACCCCCCCUUUGCCCCUCCCCCCGGUUCUCUCUCUUUCUCUCACUCUCUCAAAAAUAAACAAACAUUUAAAAAAAUUUAAGCUGCUAAUAUCCCAGAUGUUAAAUCUGGAGAAUGGUGAAAAUUUUUCCCAUGAAAACACUUGUUACACGUGGUGAUUAGGUUCUUUAGAACUGUCAGUUUUGUAUUUCACAAAUUUCUGAAUUAAAAGUUUUUCGUAAGCUGGC
Messenger RNA from Leopardus geoffroyi (Geoffroy's cat), 3455 nucleotides. It is a transcript of the gene EDARADD, whose product is annotated as EDAR associated death domain. The transcript has 6 exons. Gene Ontology annotation, biological process: signal transduction. Gene Ontology annotation, molecular function: protein binding. The record is from RefSeq and is a predicted model, not a curated record. Lineage: Eukaryota; Metazoa; Chordata; Mammalia; Carnivora; Felidae. Bases 707 to 1324 code for a protein of 205 amino acids.